Molecule: messenger RNA, 342 nt
Organism: Pelobates cultripes (western spadefoot toad)
Lineage: Eukaryota; Metazoa; Chordata; Amphibia; Anura; Pelobatidae
Source: the annotation of a GenBank genome assembly
AUGCCCUUCGUAUACCGCCAGACGGGACGGAAAACACGCUGCACAACUGAGGCCUACUCAGACUACAGGGCCCUCGAAACGGCGCUCCACAACGCGGUCUUCUCUACUGCCUUACCGCCCACGGAGCACACAGCCACAAACCCGGCAAAUAUGGGACGAAAAUCCCAGCGGAUAGCAACAGGUGCGUGCAAAGAUACACAGGACAUUAGCACUAUGCUCCAGUGCACCGCGGUCCCGAAAAUGGCGGCCACAACCGACUUAGACACAAGCUCCACGUGCUCGGAGCUCGUCAUGGGGGACACACUAGACCACCUGCCAUCUCAAGGUGCACAAGCUGACUGA